GGGCGGUAAUGCUCUCUCCAGCUACUGCAAACCGCUGAGCAGAAGGAGAGGCUCGGAGCUGCAGACUGGAGGAAGUUUAAAGCAGCUUCUUAUUUAUUUGAACCGUAAACUAAAACAGCAUGGCUUUGAGAGCUGCUUUCAGGAGCAGGGGCGGACUGUCGGGACUCCUCUCCCAGUGGUCCUCCUGCAGCAGCAAUGUGAGAACCUGUGUGUCUCCCGUCCUCCUCCCUCAGCAGAGAAACCACUCUACGUCUCCGAAGAUCAGAGUGGAGUUCGACCAGAGCACGGGUGUGGCUGUGCUGCACAUGCAGAGUCCUCCGGUCAACAGCCUCAGUUUAGAGUUCCUCACCGAGCUGUGCAUCAGUGUGGAGAAGCUGGAGAUGGAUAAGAGCUGCCGAGGCCUCAUCAUCACCUCGGGUCAGCCAAAGGUGUUCUCCGCCGGGCUAGACAUCAUGGAGAUGUACGGGAAGAGUCCUGAACAUUGCGGAGCGUUCUGGAGAGCCGUUCAGGAGAUGUGGCUGAAGCUCUACAGCUCCAACAUGGUCACUAUCGCUGCUAUCAAUGGCUCCAGUCCUGCCGGAGGCUGUCUGAUGGCCAUGACGUGUGACCACAGGAUAAUGGCGGACAACCCUCGUUACAGCAUCGGCCUUAACGAGACGCAGCUGGGGAUCGUGGCGCCUUUUUGGUUUAUGGACACCAUGACGAACACGGUGGGCCAGCGGACCACAGAGAUGGCUCUGCAGCUGGGGUUGCUCUACAACCCGGCAGAGGCCCUGAAGAUCGGACUGGUGGAUCAGCUGGUGCCUGAAGACCAGGUCCUCACCGCGGCCACGCAGACCAUUAGCAAGUGGCUGGCUAUUCCAGACCAUGCCAGACAAAUCACCAAGUCCAUGAUGAGGAAGCAAACCAUCGACAAGCUCAGGUCCAACAGAGAGUCCGACAUCCAAUACUUUGUCAACUUCAUCACCAAAGACUCCAUCCAGAAGUCGCUCGGCGGGUACAUGGAGAUGCUGAAGAAGAGAAGAGCCUAAAGGACAGAGGGAAAUAAUGACGUAUAUACUUUCUUUAAGGGGGGGGGGGACGUUCUAACACUGUUAAAACACAUCCGCUCUCAGUGUGAUAUUGGUGUCUGUGAGCUAGGAUCCUUAAUCUCUCCGCACCAUCUCUUCAUACAUUUACUCCAGUCUUUUGAAAAUGUAGGUACUUCUCUCAUGUCACCUUGUACUUCAAUUCCAUUAUAAUUAAAGAGAAAUAUCUGA
Eleginops maclovinus (Patagonian blennie) is the source of this 1259-nucleotide messenger RNA. It is a transcript of the gene eci1, whose product is annotated as enoyl-CoA delta isomerase 1. Gene Ontology annotation, cellular component: mitochondrion. Gene Ontology annotation, biological process: fatty acid beta-oxidation. Bases 120 to 1031 code for a protein of 303 amino acids. NCBI's taxonomy places the organism in Eukaryota, Metazoa, Chordata, Actinopteri, Perciformes, Eleginopidae. The transcript has 7 exons. The record is from RefSeq and is a predicted model, not a curated record. Gene Ontology annotation, molecular function: delta(3)-delta(2)-enoyl-CoA isomerase activity.